GCGCACUGGGCAUGCUCGCCGGUGCGGGGAGGGCCCGGGUGCGCGCGGCGAGUAGGAAGCCCUCGCCCCGCGGAGGCUGCGGGAGAGAGCGCGCUGGGCCGCGGCGGAGGGCGCACGCUCCGCGGGGACUCAUGCCACGCGCGUCCCGGCUCGGCGCGCAAUUAGCAGCCACCUCCGCAGCCCGCCGCCACCGCGUCCCCGCCCUCCCGGGCUGCCGCGGCGAGAAACUGCAGCCGUCGCCUCGCACAGGCUGCCGGCAUUGUCCUCCCCGUCCGCCGCUCAGGUUGCCGCCGCUGCCACCGCCGCGGGCUGCUGCGGGGCCCCGGACCCGAGCCCCAGGGACGCGCUGCCGCCGGCUGGCCCGGCGCCCGGCCCCGCGGGGUGAUCGCUGCGUCCUGCGCUCCCCAGCCACCCGCCGCUCCUAGUUUUUUCCCUGCGGAGCCGAGGAAGGGGAGACGUCCCGCCGCCCAGCCUUAGCCCAUCCCCGGCGCGCAGCCCCGACGGGGCCUCGGCGGGCGCGGCGAGAGCGCCGACGGAGCCAUGAGAGAGUACAAAGUGGUGGUGUUGGGCUCGGGCGGCGUGGGCAAGUCCGCGCUCACCGUGCAGUUCGUGACCGGCUCCUUCAUCGAGAAGUACGACCCCACCAUCGAGGAUUUCUACCGCAAGGAGAUCGAGGUGGACUCGUCGCCGUCGGUGCUGGAGAUCCUGGACACGGCGGGCACGGAGCAGUUCGCGUCCAUGCGGGACCUGUACAUCAAGAACGGCCAGGGCUUCAUCCUCGUCUACAGCCUCGUCAACCAGCAGAGCUUCCAGGACAUCAAGCCCAUGCGGGACCAGAUCAUCCGCGUGAAGCGGUACGAGCGCGUGCCCAUGAUCCUGGUGGGGAAUAAGGUGGACCUGGAGGGCGAGCGCGAGGUCUCCUUCGGCGAAGGCAAGGCCCUGGCCGACGAGUGGAGCUGCCCCUUCAUGGAGACGUCGGCCAAAAACAAAGCCUCGGUGGACGAGCUGUUCGCCGAGAUCGUGCGGCAGAUGAACUACGCGGCGCAGCCCAACGGCGACGAGGGCUGCUGCUCGGCCUGCGUGAUCCUCUGAGGCGCCCGCGGCCGCCGCGCCGGCCGCGCUCUGCGCACAAAAGCCAAACGCACCCCACUCUCUCCAUGUGAUUCCUCUUCUUGCUUUGAGAUCGGAGACGACUUUGCCUUGCCCGGGCUGUCCCGGGAUCCCGGCUGGCCUCUGCGGCCCACGUCCCCCGCCUCCUCCCCGCGUCCGGAGGGGUGACCGGUCCUGACCAUCUGAGACGCAGUGGAAAUGUGGUUCUUUGCAUCAUGAGUAGCUGGAAAUUAUGAUCGGGUUCCUUUUCUGCCAGCUUGGAAGGGCAACCCCGUGACUGAUUGCGAUUCUGAGGAUGUCUAUGCAAAGUUGGAUUCUUGUUUCAGUGUUUCCAAUCUGAAGUAUUGCACAUCUGAACUGGGACUGUUAACACUGAUGCCAAUACAGUGUGGGGUGCCAGAAAGUGUCUGCUGAUAUUUGUGGGGGGAAAAAAAUCUAUUUUGUUUACCUACUGUAUCUAAGGGGAGUCUGGGGAAAAACGGUAGUAUUUUUUUUUAUCAGCUGUGAAAAAAAUGUUACAGAUCUGCACAUUUUGUGUGUGUACUAUUGUGUGUGUGCGUGUGUGGUUUUGUGUUUUUUUUUAAAGUUUAGCUUUUUAUUCUUAUUGGUUGGCAGUAACGGAUUUUGAUGAGUAGCUCUUUAAAAUACAGUACAAAGACUUAACAAAUGUGAUUCAGGGCCCCCAGCACCCCUGUGUCUGCAGAGUGCCUUCAAAACUCAGCUGUUCCAGCCGGUGCCAACCUGUGAACUUCCCACCCUACCCCAGAAUCUGCUAUUUCCCCAAACCACUUCCCAGUUUCCUUUCAGUAAUCAUCCCUAAGGAGCCAGGACAAUAGGGCCUGUUGUUCUGUGAAUUUCUUCUUUAUCAUUUCCAGCCUUUAAAAUGUAAUUUCCAUGUCUUGCGAUUUUUUUUUUUUUACUUUUUUUUCCUUCGUUUUGUUCAAAUGUUCAGGUAUUUAGCUCCCCUUUUAUAUUAUUUUAAAAUAUUUUUUUUUGGUUAUCUGUUAAUAGGGUCUUCCUUCAGAAGCAAAGAGCAAAAUUUUACUGUUGUGAUGUACCAAGAGAAUUCUAACCAAUUGUAAUUUUUAAUUCCAGACAACACGUGUUUAAUCAUUGUCUCUUCAUUUUAAGACUUUUAAUACAAAUGUCAUUUUUAAAGAAACAAACCCAAAA
This is a messenger RNA of Myotis daubentonii (Daubenton's bat), 2283 nucleotides long. It is a transcript of the gene RAP2B, whose product is annotated as RAP2B, member of RAS oncogene family. The record is from RefSeq and is a predicted model, not a curated record. Gene Ontology annotation, molecular function: GTP binding; GTPase activity. NCBI's taxonomy places the organism in Eukaryota, Metazoa, Chordata, Mammalia, Chiroptera, Vespertilionidae. Gene Ontology annotation, biological process: Rap protein signal transduction. Gene Ontology annotation, cellular component: membrane.